UUCUAAAGACGAGGAAGAAGAAGGAGGUUUCAGCGCGUCUGAGAAAAUGGUUUUGUCUCAAGAAUUCCCAGAGCCCAAUGGCCCUUUAGAUAUUUACAGAAAAAGAGCAUCCUUCGACUGGAAGGAAAUGCUGAGGUUCAUGGAGGGUGAGGAAAUAACUGCUUUUAAGCAACACGUUUUCAACACGUUGGAGAAUGACCCGCUCUUUGCCAGACAGCCAGGUGAGGAUCUUUCCGUGGAACGAAAGAGAGAGCUCACUUUUCUCCGCGCCAAACAGCUGUUUAAGUACAACUUCCUGACACAGGAUGAGAUUAUGCAGAAUCCAUGGAAGAUCACGAUCCUAAGCGACUGCCUGGGCAGUUAUGACUGGUCUUUAGGUGCCAAAUUCUUCCUCAACACGGGGAUGUUUGCACGUACUGUGUCUAGCUCUGGAUCCCCGAGGCACUUCAAAUUUGUGCAGGAUACGGAACAUAUGAUGAUAUAUGGCUGUUUUGCACUGACAGAACUGAGUCACGGCAGCAACACAAGGCUUAUGAGAACAACAGCUACAUACGACCCCAGCAGCCAGGAGUUCAUAAUAAACUCCCCAGACUUCGAGGCAGCAAAAUUCUGGAUUGGAAACCUGGGGAAGACUGCCACCCAUGCUAUUGUGUUUGCUCAGCUGUACACGCCUGAUGGAGUCUGUCACGGCCUGCACUCUUUUGUGGUUCAGGUUAGAGAUCCCAAAACCUUACUGGCAAUGCCAGGGGUAAUGGUUGGAGACAUGGGGAAGAAAGUGGGCCAAAACGGACUAGACAACGGUUUUGCAGUUUUCCACAACGUGAGGAUCCCUCGGGAAAAUCUGCUCAACAAAAUGGGGGACGUGACACCUGACGGACAAUACGUGACCCCAUUUAAGGACCCUAAUAAACGCUUCGGGGCCUCACUAGGUGCCUUGUCUGGAGGAAGAGUGUCCAUAACGAGAAUGGCAUUGGUCAACCUGAAGUCAGCAUUGACAAUUGCUGUGCGGUUCUCUGCCACACGACGCCAGUUUGGGCCUAAAGACGAUGAAGAGAUCCCAGUACUGGAGUACCAGCUACAGCAAUGGCGACUUGUACCAUAUAUAGCAGCGGCCUAUGCACUUGACCUGUUCUCCAAAUCCUUUUACAUGAAGUUUGUGGAGUUUCAAAUUGGUCUGUUGAUGAAGGACGACAGUGACAGACAGGCUGAACUGGGUAGAGAGAUUCAUGCCAUGUCAUGCUCCAAUAAGCCCCUGGGUUCAUGGACGGCUCAGCGGGGCAUUCAGGAAUGCCGUGAAGCCUGUGGAGGGCAUGGAUACCUGGCCAUGAACCGCCUUGGAGACCUGCGUGAUGACAAUGACCCCAACUGCACAUAUGAGGGGGACAACAACGUCCUUUUGCAACAAACUAGCAAUUACCUUCUUAAUCUGCUCCACCACCAGCAGCAAGGUAAAGGAAGGAUUGAGUCUCCUCUGGAGACGGUCAACUUCCUGAACGACUGGAAAAGAAUUCUUAAAAGCAGGUUCACAGCUGCCUCGGUAGAAGAGUGCAUGGACUCAGCAGUGCCUCUGGCAGCAUAUAAGUGGCUGGUAUGUUUCUUGCUGGGGGAGAGUCAGAGGAAGCUGAGCGAGCAGAGGGCUCUGGGGAUGGGAGACUUUGAGGCACGCAACAACAGCCAGGUGUAUUACUGUUGCUCAUUGGCUAUAGCCUACAUUGAGCACACAGUUCUGCAGCACUUUCAUGACAUGACUAGGGAUGACCAAACUCCACCAAAUGUCCGAUCAGUUCUGAGGAAGCUGUGUGCCCUUUACGGGCUUUGGACCCUCACAAACCACAUGGCUAUUCUCUACCAAGGAGGCUAUUUGUCUGGAAAGGAGCCAGCUGACUUCAUGCAGAAUGCUAUCCUCACUCUGUGUAGACAGCUGAAAGAUGAUGCUGUGGCUUUGGUUGAUGUAAUCGCUCCUCCUGACUUUAUUCUGAACUCACCCAUUGGCAAAGCAGAUGGUGAGCUCUAUAAGAACUUGUGGGCCGCUGUCAUGCAGGGAAAGGGCGUUCUGGAACGUCCAUCUUGGUGGGCAGAGUUUUGCUCCAAUAAGCCGGUAGUGGGAUCCCUCCGAGCCAAGCUCUGAUGUACAGAGGCGGUCUGAUGUGGUCUCCUAAAAGUUCUGCCUUGGCAUAAUGUCUAAACACCUGAGCAAAUGUGAAGAGGGGAAAGAUCUUGAUUAAAGCAAACCUCUUGUUUGUUAUAAUUAGGAACAAGUUUGUAAUUACAUAAUUUUAAGAGACCACCAAAGAACUGGCAUUAUAUCUGAUUUUUAAAGGGGAUUUUUCUUUUUAUAAUUAAAUGAGAUUUAUUAUAAUAAUAGUAAUCCAGUAUUUUGUUUAUAAUGACUUAGGGAGCAUUUUAAUUUUAUCAUGUUUAUAAUUGUAUUAAAUUCAAGUGCAUUAAGAUCUACUAUGAUCAACUGUGAUAUUAGUGUUAAUAGCAGUAGAAGUGACACUUUGUAAAGCAUAAUUGCUCUUAAUACACUGACUGGCCAAAGAAAAGAACUUUAAUAUUUCAUCCAUCCGCUUUUAUCUUUUAAUGUUUAUUAAUUAUUUUCUAUUACAAUAUUAAUGUUUAAUUCAUGUGUGAAAAUUGUUUCUCGUGCUCCCAAAACUAGUCUUUCACAAUUUGAAUCCUGGAAUGUCCCUGUGCCAUUAGAGAAGAAAAGCUCCAUUGAUGAGAGAACCUGGUCAUUCAGUACAUUCAGGUCAUCAGCUGACUUUAAUUUAUUGCCACAUAACGUUGCUCAGUCUAGACCUGACCAACUAAAACCACCACAUAUAACAACCCCGCUUCCAGAGCUAUGUAUAUAUAAUAAUACAUGAUGGGAGCAUAGCUUGAUGUACUUUUCUUUUUACCCUGACACGUCCAUCGCUCUGGAAUAGGUUCACUCUGGACUUAUUAGACCAGUGAGAACUGUGACUUCUUUUUGCAUUGUCUGUAUAAAAGCAAUUUACCUUCACCUUAACAUAGCCGUGAUUUUCUAAUGUUGAUUUCUUUUUUACAUUGCAGCUUCAGCAGAUGUUUAAGUGAUUCUACAUUAUUGUUUAUUUUUCAGAGAACAUUUUCAUUCCAGGUUUUAAAGUUUUUUUUUGUUUGAUGCUUGUCAAUAAAAUGGACCCUUUUGAGAUGGCAACUUUUCAGGCAGUGUAUUACAGCAGUUGUGCUAAUUAAGUAGUACUGUAAAAUAAAGGUUGAAUCAUGAAAAUAAUUACUAAAGCUUAUAAUACUUUAUCAUUUGCAUGGUUUCUGUAAUUUGCUGUAACUACAAUAACAUUUUAAUAUAAACAAAUAUUUUUGGAAAAAGCA
Clarias gariepinus (North African catfish) is the source of this 3354-nucleotide messenger RNA. It is a transcript of the gene acox3, whose product is annotated as acyl-CoA oxidase 3, pristanoyl. Gene Ontology annotation, molecular function: fatty acid binding; FAD binding; pristanoyl-CoA oxidase activity. Gene Ontology annotation, cellular component: peroxisome. Gene Ontology annotation, biological process: fatty acid beta-oxidation using acyl-CoA oxidase; lipid homeostasis. The record is from RefSeq and is a predicted model, not a curated record. The transcript has 18 exons. The coding region runs from base 47 to 2128 and encodes 693 amino acids. NCBI's taxonomy places the organism in Eukaryota, Metazoa, Chordata, Actinopteri, Siluriformes, Clariidae.